Molecule: messenger RNA, 1926 nt
Organism: Arctia plantaginis
Lineage: Eukaryota; Metazoa; Arthropoda; Insecta; Lepidoptera; Erebidae
Source: the annotation of a GenBank genome assembly
AUGUGGAAAACAAUUGAUUUCCUUUUGACAUUUGAGUUGGAUGUAAAAGGACACGCGAACGAAGGCAUAGUUUCGCCAAAGUUCGCCGUAUUCUCAGUUAUGUCACGAAACAAACAACAUGAAGAGACCGAUAAACUUACGCGUAUUGCUAUUGUGAACGCGGAUCGCUGUAAGCCUAAAAGAUGUAGGCAAGAAUGUAAAAAGAGCUGCCCAGUGGUGCGUAUGGGUAAGCUCUGCAUUGAAGUCACUCCCAAUGACAAGAUAGCAACUAUAUCUGAAGAGCUGUGCAUUGGAUGUGGUAUAUGCGUCAAGAAAUGUCCAUUUGAUGCUAUCACCAUUAUUAACAUACCUUCCAAUUUGGAAAAGCAUACUACUCAUCGCUACUCCAAGAAUUCUUUUAAACUCCAUCGGCUACCAAUUCCUCGUCCUGGGGAAGUCUUAGGGCUUGUUGGGCAGAACGGUAUUGGCAAGUCCACAGCAUUGAAAAUUCUUGCUGGAAAACAGAAGCCUAAUUUGGGAAGAUAUGCUGAUCCUCCAGACUGGCAAGAAAUCCUGUCUCACUUCCGUGGGUCUGAGCUACAAAACUACUUCACGAAAAUUCUUGAAGAUGAUCUAAAGGCAUUGAUCAAGCCUCAAUAUGUGGAUCAGAUACCCAAGGCAGUUAAAGGCACUGUGGGUCAGCUCCUUGACAAAAAGGAUGAGUUAAAAAAUCAAGUGGAAAUUUGUAAAAUGUUGGAUUUAUCACAUAUCCGUGACCGAGAGAUUUCCGCAUUAUCUGGAGGAGAGCUGCAGCGUUUCGCCUGUGCUAUGGUGUGCAUUCAAAAUGGUGAUAUAUUUAUGUUUGAUGAGCCCUCAUCUUAUUUGGAUGUCAAACAACGUCUAAAUGCAGCUCGGACAAUAAGAUCACUCAUACAUCCUGAUAAGUUUAUCAUCGUGGUAGAGCACGACUUGUCUGUGCUAGACUACUUAUCUGACUUUAUUUGCUGUUUAUAUGGUAUACCUGGUGCUUAUGGAGUUGUGACUAUGCCCUUCUCAGUAAGGGAAGGUAUUAAUAUAUUCCUUGAUGGGUUUGUCCCUACUGAAAAUAUGAGGUUCAGGACUGAGUCUUUAGUAUUUAAAGUUGCUGAAUCUGCUAAUGAAGAAGAAAUCAAGAGGAUGAAUCAUUAUGAGUAUCCUGAAAUGUCUAAAAAGAUGGGUGAUUUUAGCUUAUAUGUACAAGCUGGCGAAUUCUCAGAUUCUGAAAUUUUGGUGUUGCUUGGAGAAAAUGGUACCGGUAAAACCACAUUCAUUAGGAUGUUGGCUGGCAACUUAGAACCGGAUGAUGGUUCCGGACAGCUGCCCCAGUUACACAUUAGUUAUAAGCCACAGAAGAUAUCUCCUAAAUCACAAGGUCUCGUGCGGAGCUUGCUCCAUGACAAGAUCAGGGAUGCGUAUGUUCAUCCGCAGUUUAUCACAGAUGUGAUGAAGCCAAUGAAAAUAGAGGAGAUAAUGGACCAGGAAGUGCAAAACUUGUCUGGUGGUGAAUUGCAAAGAGUGGCUCUGGUGCUCUGUCUUGGCAAGCCAGCUGAUGUCUACCUUAUUGAUGAACCUUCUGCUUACCUAGAUUCUGAGCAGCGUCUUGUAGCUGCUAAGGUUAUCAAGAGGUUCAUCCUACAUGCAAAACGCACAGGUUUUGUAGUAGAGCACGACUUUAUUAUGGCCACAUAUCUUGCGGACCGCGUCAUUGUAUUCGAAGGCACGCCGUCGUCGAAUGCUACUGCGCAUGCACCACAGUCCCUACUCAACGGCAUGAACCGGUUCCUCGAAUUGUUGGGCAUUACCUUCCGAAGAGAUCCCAAUAACUUCCGACCAAGGAUAAACAAAUAUUCUUCUGUUAAGGACAUUGAACAGAAAAAGGCAGGCCAAUAUUUCUUCUUGGAAGACUAG